Molecule: messenger RNA, 970 nt
Organism: Camelina sativa (false flax)
Lineage: Eukaryota; Viridiplantae; Streptophyta; Magnoliopsida; Brassicales; Brassicaceae
Product: putative pectinesterase/pectinesterase inhibitor
Molecular function (GO): enzyme inhibitor activity
Source: RefSeq, a predicted model, not a curated record
UCCUUUUUCUACCUAUUCCUUUCCAAUCCACGUCCAAAAAAAACAGAAAAAACAAAAAAAAAAAACAAAAAAAAAUGAACACUCCAAUAAAACUCGCCUUUCUCAUUCUCUGCAUCUCCCUCACCGCAACCGCAUUCAUAGUUCCAGAAAAACGCGACGCCGUUACACCAGAACACCUAAAGGCCGUCGAUGGAAUCUGCAGCGUUGUGCAAGACAAACGUCUAUGUAGCAUUACCCUAAGAAGCGUCCCAAGCAAUGAUCCAGCCGUUUUGGUCCGUUACUUAGCCACGGCCGCUGAAGCGUCCGUUAAAAAGGGUUUGAAGUUCCUCGAAGGGAUCAAACCUAAAUACAAAGGAAACGCCUUUGCCACAACUUGCAUCACCGGCUGUGAAAAACAGCUACACAACGCCUUGGAAGACUUUGCAGAUUUCUGGAAAGCCGCAGGAAAAAACUUAUCGAGCAUGGCUGACAACUACUUCACAUGUAAGAAGAAGAUGACUUCUAUCUUCACUUACCAUUCCACUUGUCUCGAUGAUAUUUACGACAAGACGUUACACAAAGUGGUCGAAGGAGGGAUUGGGCUUGGGAAAAGAAUGAGUGGUGAGUCAGUGGAUGUGUUCGCUGGAAUGGGCAAAGUCUUUAACACUUUCAACAUUAAGACAAAACUUAACCAGCAAGAUACCGAUGCCUUGCUCCCACCACCAUUGUCCUUUUAUUACUAUUGAUUUUAUUUAUCAAUAUAUAUUCUAUAUAUUAAAAAAAAUGUAUAGCUUCCGUUGAUGGUGCUGAAUAAUUUGCAUCGAUUGGGGUUUUCAGAUAUUUUUAGGAAUCUUGUAACCAAAGGUUCCUUUUGAUGUAUGUUUGUAAUUAAUAUGUUAUGGAUUAUAAUCAUGUAUGGACCUCGUGAUUGGAAAGGAUAUGGAAAAGAUGUGGUUAUCUAUCCAAUAAUAAAAACUUAAUUAAUAACGUA